AUGCCUGUGCUGCCUGUUGCCGCCCGUUGCUGCCCGUGCCUGUUGCUGCGUGUUGCUGCCCGUGCCUGUGUUGCCCGUUGCCGCCCGUUGCUGCCCGUGCCUGUGCUGCCCGUUGCCGCCCGUUGCUGCCCGUGCCUGUGCUGCCUGUUGCCGCCCGUUGCUGCCUGUGCCUGUGGUGUCUGUUGCUGCCCGUGCCUGUGCUGCCUGUUGCCGCCCGUUGCUGCCUGUGCCUGUGCUGCCCGUUGCUGCAUGUUGCUGCCCGUGCUUGUGCUGCCCGUUGCCGCCCGUUGCUGCCCGUGCCUGUGCUGCCUGUUGCCGCCCGUUGCUGCCCGAGCCUGUGCUGCCUAUUGCUGCCUGUUGCUGCCCGUGCCUGUGCUGCCCGUUGCCGGCCGUUGCUGUCUGUGCGUGUGCUGCCCGUUGCCGUCCGUUGCUGCCUGUGCCUGUGCUGCCCGUUGCCACCCGUUGCUGCCCGUGCCUGUGUUGCCCGUUGCCGCCCGUUGCUGCCCGUGCCUGUGCUGCCCGUUGAUGCCCAUUGCUGCCCGUGCCUGUGCUGCCUGUUGCCGCCCGUUGCUGCCCAUGCCUGUGCUGCCUGUUGCCGCCCGUUGCUGCCCGUGCCUGUGCUGCCUAUUGCUGCCCGUGCCUGUGCUGCCUGUUGCCGCCCGUUGCUGCCUGUGCCUGUGCUGCCCGUUGCUGCCUGUUGCUGCCCGUGCCUGUGCUGCCCGUUGCCGCUCGUUGCUGCCCGAGCCUGUGCUGCCUGUUGCUGCCCGUGCCUGUGCUGCCCGUUGCCGCCCGUUGCUGCCCGUGCCUGUGCUGCCUGUUGCCGCUCUGCUGCUGUCCGCGCCCUUGUGCGCUCUGGGGGUGUCUCUGCAUUAG
Closterium sp. NIES-65 is the source of this 873-nucleotide messenger RNA. Lineage: Eukaryota; Viridiplantae; Streptophyta; Zygnematophyceae; Desmidiales; Closteriaceae. The record is from the annotation of a GenBank genome assembly.